Dicrocoelium dendriticum is the source of this 1329-nucleotide messenger RNA. Lineage: Eukaryota; Metazoa; Platyhelminthes; Trematoda; Plagiorchiida; Dicrocoeliidae. The record is from the annotation of a GenBank genome assembly.
GCUAACUGAAUUAUUCCUUCACUCGAACAACUGCACACAAAAUAAUGACUGUGAUUGGUACUCUGAUCACUCCUCCUGGUUAUCAUCGUUCGUGGCGCGCCCUGAUCGCCGCCAAGUACAGUGGCGUCAGUGUUAACGUGAAAAAUUUUAUUCCUGGUGUAACGGACGCCGGUGCGGAUUUUCUAAUCAAGUUUCCUUCUGCCACGGUUCCCGUAUUCGAGGGCCACGACGGCACUUGUCUUUUCGAUGCGAAUGCUAUUGCGUUUUUCCUCGGAACAGAUGAACUACGAGGAGGCAAAAACGAACAUCUUGUCACACAGUGGGUGAAUUUUGCCGAUAAUGGCAUUCUUCCCGCUGUCGCAACCUGGGUCUAUCCUUGUUUGGGUGUUACUCAGUAUAAUAAACAAAACACAGAAAAGGCGAAGACGAAUCUGCGUUCAGUUAUGGCUUACCUGAACAAUAUUUUUCGCCACACAACCUUCCUCGUCGGCGACCGUUUAUCUCAAGCAGAUAUCACGGUAUUCACAGUCUUCCAUCCAUUGUUUACAUAUGUUCUGGAUGAGCAAAAUCGAAAACCCUAUCCUCAUUUGGUUCGUUGGUUCAUGACAGUGGCAAACCAACCAAACGUUAUUCAAGUGGUGGGGGAAGUUAAUCUCUGCGUCAAAGAAGCUCAUUUCGAUGCUCAAAAGUACGCAGAGUUACACCCAAAACAGGACGCUAAGAAAUCGAAACACGAAGAAAAGACUCAGAAACAGACCAAGGUUGAGAAAACUGAGAAGCCUCUUGAUGAGAUGGAGGAUGAAGAAGAACCAAAACCUAAAAGCAAUAAUCCGUUCGCCAGUUUGCCCGAAGGAACAUUUGAUUUAGAAGCAUUCAAACGCAUCUACUCAAACGAGGAUAUCGAAACUGUUGCCAUUCCAUAUUUUUGGAGUCAUUUUGACCCUGCAACUUACUCACUAUGGUAUUGUGAAUACAAAUAUCCGGAGGAUCUGGGCAUGAUAUUUAUGUCUUGCAAUCUCAUCAGCGGAAUGUUUCAGCGUCUUGAAAAGAUGUUGAAAUUUGGAUUCGCCAGUAUGUGCAUCUUCGGGGAGGCCAAAAAUAGCACUAUCAGUGGUGUUUGGUGCUGGAGAGGUACAGGACUGGCUUUCGAACUACAUCCUGAUUUGCAAGUGGAUUACGAGAGUUACUCCUGGCGAAAGUUGGAUCCAGACGCCGAAGAGACAAAGACGUUGGUUCAUGACUAUUUCCUACAGAAGUUCUCGGAUAAACCGUUCAAUCAAGGCAAGAUCUUCAAAUAGACUACUGUGGUUAUAAAUACACUUAUGGUUC